Colletotrichum siamense is the source of this 1287-nucleotide messenger RNA. RefSeq names its product Copper resistance protein CRF1 (gene CRF1). NCBI's taxonomy places the organism in Eukaryota, Fungi, Ascomycota, Sordariomycetes, Glomerellales, Glomerellaceae. Gene Ontology annotation, biological process: intracellular iron ion homeostasis; intracellular copper ion homeostasis; positive regulation of transcription by RNA polymerase II. Gene Ontology annotation, molecular function: RNA polymerase II cis-regulatory region sequence-specific DNA binding; copper ion binding; DNA-binding transcription factor activity, RNA polymerase II-specific. The transcript is spliced from 3 exons. The record is from RefSeq and is a predicted model, not a curated record. Gene Ontology annotation, cellular component: nucleus. Bases 1 to 1287 code for a protein of 428 amino acids.
AUGAUUAUUGACGGGGAGAAGUAUGCCUGUGAGGCUUGCGUUCGGGGUCACCGUGUUAGCAACUGCCAACACUCCGAUCGUCCCCUUCAGCACAUCAACAAAAAGGGACGCCCCGUCUCCCAAUGCCAGCACUGCCGCUCGAUGCGCAAGUCGCGCGCUGCCCAUGUUAAAUGCGACUGCGGCGAAAAGACGAGCAAGUGUACUCACUUGCAGCCGACUCUUGAGGGCCACCGAGAGACUUGUUGUUGCAACCAUGGUGGUCGUUGCACUUGCAGCCACAAAAAGGAGCCUGGUCUCGACACCGUUCCCGAGUCCGACUCCGAUAAAGACGCAACAGCUCCUCGACCAAAGCCGCCAAUCCGCAGGCGCCGAGCCAAUACUGUUCACUCAGACGGCAUGCUCACUUUUGAUGAGAAUGGACACCACAAACCCGCACACAAGCACAACAAGGCAUCCCAGAAAUGCGGGCCGUACCAACUGAAUCGUGUAAACUCACUGCACAGCACCAGCAGCCUGGGAAGUCACUCGCCUGAACGUGUUGGUGACAGCCUCAAAGACGCGACCUCCACUCGCUCUGGUCCUGUUCGUCAGCAACGGCUUGUCAAAUCUGAGGCUGCGUCCCCGCUCAUGAGAGGCUCUUCCAGCUUCCAGCAGCUCAACAACCAACUCCCACCCCUGGACUUGUCCGCCAUCGAAUACCCGCAAUACCAACCGAACGGCACUUUCGACCUAUUUGGGAGCUCUGGCGAUGGGCCCAUCUUUAGCGCUGGCCUGAGCACCGCGUCUGUGGAUUGGAGCCACAUUGAUCUGGCUGACAAGACGGACAAGUUCGCACCCUCUAGCUACAGCCAAGCAGGCGCUCAAAGCUUCAACGGAAUGUUCGAUUUCCCUACCGGAUCUGAGCCAGCACCGACGCUCGCAGCAACAACAUCGACGUCGGGUGAAGUAUCCGAGGUAGAGGAUAACCUCAUGCCAGGCGACAGCAGCGACUACGACGGGUACGGGACCGGCAGCAACAGUUUCAUUCAUCCUGCCAGUGGCAGCUACCUCACAAAUGGCACGGGCACUGAUCUGACCGCCAUUGACUAUAACAGCUUCCUCAAGUCAUCCAAGUUCAUUGGAGCGGCUUCAUCCUUUGAUGAUAGCGGGCCCGUUGCUGGUGGCUCUGUCACUUUCGAUGAUGAUCCCGUCUUCUGGGGCCAACACUUCGACGACGGCAUUGCCACAUACACCGAAUCACCCGACGGCAUGCCGGCGUUCAACGCUGAUUCUUGGACAAUGCAAUAA